AUUAGAUGGAAAUUCGUUCUCUUGAUAUAACAUUGCACUAUUUUUUCCAUCACGGAAUAUUUGUUUUCCUUUCCUUUUCAUUUCAUUAAAUUUUCCCACCACCACUGCGUCUCCCCUUUGUCUUCCGCUUCAUUUCCUCGGAAGUAAAGACUUUAGAACACAACCGUAAAGAGGCUUCCACCAAAAGGAACACUCGAUCCACUUUCUAUGCCUCAACAAGUUCGCCAUACUGCUUCCUUCCCGGCACACCAGCCUCCACCUGCCUCUCUUCAAUGACCGUGCACGACGACACAGUACUGUACUGUUUCGAUAAAAUAAAUAAAACAUUCCCAUCGCGCAUCGCUUCACAGCGCCAGCAGCAGCGUUCGAAGACGUUUUCCCUUCGCUGCGUACAAAGUAUUGCAAACUUUGUCCAACUGUAUUCUCACAAACGAGGCUAAAUUUCUUACGCAAGUGUGUGAGUGUACAGGGAACAGGAAGUUGGCUUCAUUUUUGUUCGUUUUUUUGUUGUUGUUGCUUAGUUUGCUCCUCUCCGAACAGAAGAGAUACAAAACAAAGCGAAAACUAAGUAAAAAUAAAAACACCGAAAUCGACCCCAGUUCGUCAUCCAUUCCCGUUUCUGGGGUACCUAAAACUUUUGUGCGUUUAUUUUUUUUUCUACCAUUUUUGUUGUUGUUGUUAGAAUCAUUCUUUUGCUUUACAAACGGUUUUCCAUACACUGCAGAACGUUAGUUUCGUUUUUUCCUUCCGUGGUGAAACACGGUGAUGGAGCGAGAUGAUGCGUCGCCAAAAGGCAGCCUACAAACAACAACAACAGCCGGGUAAAUGGUUCGCAAUGAUAGAACUUUCAAAUGAGUUUUUCGUCCCCGAAUUGAUAACGAGUGCGCUGAAUCGAAGGCUGGAGGAACGCAGGGUGCACAUUCAGGCGGUGAAGAACAGGCGGGACAAAAGUUGAGUUUGUGUCGGUUGAUGGAUUUCCACCAUCACGAUUCCUUCAAGGCUGCCCAAUUUGACUUUUGCAACUUCACCGUAGCGUGAAGCAAUGUUUCAAAGAGUAAAAUUAAAUUGACUACUCUCAGGACCAUUUGUUUGGUCCUGCUCUGGUAUGCUGCUCGGUUACGGCAGCAAACCAAAUCAGUCUCUUGCAAGGUUGAACUCGAAGCUGGUAAACAAAGAAAACCCUCAAGAAUGCCUAAGGCGAGGAGAGAAAAGAACAUGGCUUUGGUGGCUUUGUUUGCUUUCACUUAUCUCACUAAUUCGCGGAUGAUGGAUUAGUCAAAAAGAGUUUCACGUUUUUUUUUGUGAAAUGUUUCUCACGUUACUAGCUUUAAAUUCAGGGUCUGUUUCUCACUAAUUAUGAGCGUUAUAAACGAAUAAAACUGAAGUGACUAUGGCAACUGCUAGCUUUCAACCGGUCGCGUAUAGUGUACCGAUAAGCCACUCCAUCCCACGCUAUCAUAUGUGGACAAACGAACAAAUUACCUUCAAUUACCCAACGCCAUUUAUCGUUCCGAGGUUUCACCCGGUAAGGCAAGAUACAGAAGCAACGUCACUGUGAUGGUGAUCGUGACAGUGUGAAGAUCGCGUUCCUCCAGAUGGAAAGGAAACCAAAACAACCGCCGGCUACUUCACGAUGGUUCAAUCCACAGCUGCUGCACCUGAAGGUGACACUGUUUCUCGUGUUUGGGGCAACAAGUGCGUUAGUGCCGUAUCUGACAAUCCACAUGCAAAGCAUCGGACUGACCGUGGAGGAGGUCGCUUCGGUAUACUUGACGCUACUGUUUACUUCCUGUCUCAGUCCGCCGCUGACUGGAUUCUUGAUUGAUCGUUUCGGACGCUACAAACCAGUUUUGCUGUCAAGUAUUGUGCUGAACGCCGUAUCACAUCACUUGAUCCAGUUCAUACCGUCACGAAGCGUCACUUUUGAGCAGCGCAGUAUCAAUGCGUCUCUUGCUGACGAUGGAUCAUCUCUACUUCUACAGGGAGUCGUUUGUCCAACUCAAAAAUAUCUCAACAUUUCCUGCAGCUCCAAUAGAAGCAUAGUCUUCUCGACUUAUUUAACAAACGAAGAUAUAAGCUGCGGUAACUACACCUUCCCCGAGUGUGCCUUAUCCGAACUGUCGUCCGGCACGGUUCUUCUUGUGGAACAAAUCCCCACCACAACGGAAUACGAUGAAACGUUCUGGAUGUAUCUGGCCGUUCGGUUUGCGGCGGCAUCCAUGCUCGCAUCCACACUCACCAUCACCGAUCCGAUCGCACUGGACAUGGUGGAACAGCACGGCGGUGACUUUGGACGUGAGAAACUCUUCUCAAGCGUUGGCAUGGCCAUCUUCACUCCCCUCACCGGGCUCAUGAUCGAUGCCUGCUCGAGUGGUUCCGAGCCUAGCGAAACCGUCUACACACCUGCCUUCUACACGUACGAUCUGCUGCUGCUAGGUUCACUCGCAUCCGUGUGGCGUAUGCCGAUCGGACGUAAAGUACCGUCGGAGAGUGUGAUGAAGGAUACCGGGCGGAUCUUACGCUUACCGCCCGUACUGGCCUUUCUUGCAUUUCUCUUCCUGCUCGGCAACUUUUGGGGCUUCAUCGAAAGCUAUCUGUUCGUGAUCAUGAAAGCGAUGGGCUCACCGAACUAUCUGCUGGGGUUGACGUACACCGUCGGUACGGUUGCUAGCAUACCGAUGAUGUACCUGCUGGAGCGUAUCACACGCCACGUCGGUCAUGUGAAUCUGCUUGUGAUUGCGUUCUUUGCACACGCGUUGCGCAUUCUCGGCUACUCGUGGAUAACGAACCCGUUCUGGUGUUUUCCGAUCGAGCUGAACGAAGCGGUCUCGUGCUACUUCAUGUGGGUCGUCGCAUCCACGUACUGUGCCGUGCUGGCACCGAACAACUUAGUGGCAACGUUAAUAGGUAUUGCCGGCAUGGUACACUUCUGUCUCGGCAAGGGCGUCGGCUCGUUUGCCGGUGGAUUUCUGAUAGCGCGGGUUGGAUUAACGCUGGCGUUUCGUUACGUGGGAUACAUUGCUGUGGGUUGCGGUGUUUUGUACAAGCUGGUACAUCUCCUUUGGCUAUAUAAAUAUGAUAAACGGUCACAGACUGACCGUGACCCGGGACGUGCAGUGGAAGAGCUGGUAAACCGUAGAGUAUCGAUCGUACCAAAGGUAGAUCAGUUCGGUAGUGUCGUAUCAUUUGGUGGACAGGCACGAAGAAAACCGGAAGCCGCACAUACCACAACGGAAGAGCAGGUACCUCUUGAAAAGGGAUAAAUACCGCAAUAAAUUUUUGUCCCACAAGUUAGAACGUGAUCGUUUUCCUUUCGUACCCAAGCACCACAAGUUACGGCCGUUACAUUUAUUGGGUCGAAAAAAAAUUCUGGAGGUAAUGACUCGCUCUGCUUAGCAAUAAAAAAAACACUCUAGACAUCUGCAAAAUCAUGCUUGAAAGGGACGAAAAAAUGUUCGUUCAAUAACUUUCCAAAGUGCGACCCAUUGGGAACUAAUAUGCCGGGCAGAUAAUUCAUAUCCCCAAAAACUUGGAACAUCCUCCAAUCGAUUGCUUUUGUACAAGGGCAAAAGAUAAUGCUAUUAAGGAUCGAAAAAAGGAAUGAAAAAAAAACAUGAUAUCGACCUCCAAUCAAGUUCUUUUUCGAAAACUUCACCAUCAGAUACUUUAAACUUUAAUGAAAUGAGCCACCAAAAAAGCUGCUCCCUGGUUUCCUUCUCAUUCUGUCCGUCCUCUUAAUGCAAGAGUCGCUAGACCGAGUGCUUUUUUAGGUGCCGCACAACCGAUAGGGAAUCGAAACGACCGCAGACCACAUGCUGAUUUUCGUUAUUAAUAAAGUUUCCAAUCGUUAUUCUUUACCCGCACGCGUUCGCUCGUCAUACGGCG
Molecule: messenger RNA, 3885 nt
Organism: Anopheles funestus (African malaria mosquito)
Lineage: Eukaryota; Metazoa; Arthropoda; Insecta; Diptera; Culicidae
Exons: 2
Coding region: 1596-3263 (555 amino acids)
Cellular component (GO): membrane
Source: RefSeq, a predicted model, not a curated record